AUCCCAGGUUCUAUAUGCAGUGAGAGUUGUUCUCCAGGAUAUCGCAAAUCGCCUAGAAAAGGACAGCCAAGCUGCUGCUUUGAUUGCCUUCCAUGUUCUCAAGGGGAAAUUACUAACAAUAGUGAUCUUACUGUUUGCAUCAAGUGCCCAGAAGAUAAGUGGUCUGAUUACAACAGAAAAACCUGCAUCCCAUGGAAUAUAGAAUUUCUAUCCUAUGAAGACCCUUGGGGUGUGGCAUUCACUGCUAUAGCUAGUGCAUGCUGUUUAAUAUCUGUUUUUAUUUUAUGUCUAUUCAUUAAUUAUCGGGAUACUCCAAUAGUCAAGGCUAACAAUCGUGAGCUGAGCUACCUUCUCCUUCUCUCCCUAAUGUUAUGUUUCCUUUGUUCCCUAAUAUUCAUUGGCCAGCCUAAUAGCACAACUUGUAUGCUUCAACAAGUAGUUUUCAGUAUUGUUUUUUCCUUCUGUAUUGCCUGUGUGCUUGCAAAAACUAUCACUGUGGUAAUUGCCUUCAAAGCAACUAUGCCAGAGAGCAAGCUACGGAACUGUGUCGGGUCUAGGAUACCUAUAUACAUAAUUACACUGGGUUCAUUGAUUCAAACCCUAAUAUGUAUCAUUUGGUUGUUGACAUCUCCACCAUUUGUAGAAUAUAACAAGCGAUAUAAAAUGGAUAAGAUAAUAAUUGAAUGUAAUGAAGGCUCAAUUGUCUUAUUCUGUUGUGUGCUGGGAUACCUAGGUAUUCUGGCAACCAUCAGUUUUAUUGUUGCUUUUCUAGCAAGAAAUUUACCAGACAGUUUUAAUGAAGCCAAAUAUAUCACAUUCAGCAUGCUGUCUUUUGUCUGUGUUUGGGUGUCAUUUGUACCAGCAUAUUUCAGUACAGAUGGCAAGUACUUAGUUGCUGUAGAGGUAUUUGCAAUCUUAGCUUCCAGUGCUGCUUUGCUUAGUUGUAUAUUCAUCCCAAAGUGUUAUAUUAUUUUGAUAAGACCUGAAAUAAAUACAAGAGCGUAUCUCAUGGGAAAGAAGAAUGUUAAAAUAUAG
Molecule: messenger RNA, 1035 nt
Organism: Protopterus annectens (West African lungfish)
Lineage: Eukaryota; Metazoa; Chordata; Ceratodontiformes; Protopteridae
Product: vomeronasal type-2 receptor 26-like
Exons: 2
Coding region: 367-1035 (222 amino acids)
Biological process (GO): G protein-coupled receptor signaling pathway
Cellular component (GO): membrane
Molecular function (GO): G protein-coupled receptor activity
Source: RefSeq, a predicted model, not a curated record